GUUAAAGUAAGCAGUGACCCUGAUGAUCCUACAGUAGUAUCCUGGUGGCGAUGUGGAGAGUCUUUACGCCCCAUUGUUGGAAAGAGAGAAAUUAUAUCUCAUGAUGAUGGAUGGCACGAGUUGAUAUUGAGUAAUAUCACCGAAGAAGAUGAAGGCGAGUAUGAGUGUCGUGCUGAAAACAACAGAGGCCAUAAUUCCUGCUUUGGAUCACUCUACUAUUAUCGCGAAGGUGGCGGUUAUACAAUGACAGAUGUAACAAUGGAAGAACUUGCAGCUGAAGGAGAUGGCAGACAGUCAGGCUUAUUAAUUCUCAUCGACGAUGGAUCCCAAACUGAUGAAUGUCCCUCAGGUGAUUCGAACAGAAAAUCGAUGACGAUAUCCGAGCAAAUGCAGGGAAUUAUCGAAGACUUAACCCAUAGUAGCAGUCAAGGAGAACGGACUGGUAGUAUGACUUUAGAAAAGGAUGAUGAAAAUCAGUUCUAUUCCGACAUUGAAGAGCUGUGUGAUGAUGAUCUUGAAAGCAAUGUCAUACAGAAUAUUCUAGGAAUGUCCAAGAAGCAAGGCAGUGAAGAGACGCUUGUACCAGAAAUGCCUUCCCCGGACUUCACUGCAGAUAUAGCAGUAUCCGAAGGAGCUCCAGACCCGUACGCCCCCACCACUGUGAACCAAACGCAGAAAUGGCGGUCGAAUCCAAACAACGUUUCAAAAAAUAAGCGAGAAAAAGAAGAGGCCAGAGAGAAAGAGGGCGAUGGGGUGUGGCCUCCUGAUGCUACUAUGGUCACUUUCGACCUGCCCCUAGACACUGAAACGACAUCUGUAGAACUGCCUUUCGCUAAAGAAGGUAGUACCGAAGAGGAAGCUCAUAAAAGUAGUUUGCGAUGUGUAGGGGCAGAGACACCUUUCGACGUGGCAGAUAUUACAGAGGAAGCUGUAGAUGGCAGCAGCUCUAAAGAUGCGGGUUCUCUCCGGCACUCGCCGACAGAUGGCGUAACUAAUGAAAAUUUCGGAGCUGAGUCGGGGACUGAUGUUGCUUCCCAGGAGAUAAUUCUGGCUACGAAACUUGCUACUGCUUCGUGUGCGGCUCCACGGAUAGACCAAGAUACUAGUCUUACAUCGGUCACUGAAAUCACUGGUGAAGCCAUCCUUUUGGAAGGUUGCCAGCAAAGCAAGAUGUCCUUCACACGAUCCUCCUUCAAGUCCUCUACCUAUCAGUAUACGGAUGACACCGCUACAUCUCUUCGCAGUUCAUCUGCGACAUCUCGGAUAUCCUCGACCACCUUUGGAGAGGAAUCCAUAUCCUAUCAUCGCUCAUCUAGGAUGACUAGAACGGUGGGGGAGCUAGAUGAUGAUAGUCUCUCGCUUUCAACGACAGCUAAGAGGACAAAACUAAGUUCUGCUUAUGAAGCUGAUGAAUCCAGCCUCUCUAUGCCCAGUAAAGCAGCUAUCUUUUCUAACGCUUUUCAAACAGAGGCACCUACAGAGAUAAAAGUAAGAGAAAUAAGACAUGAUUCGAUGCUGAUUUUUUCCGUCGCCUAACACUUAGUGCUCAUUUACAUUGUCAGAGAAGGUUCUCUGUCUUAUUUUAAAUCUAAGAAAUGCUGUUAAAAUGAAAUCAAUCAAAAUAUUUUGUUUCUCUUUGUAAAUCUACAAAAAUAAUGACCUUGAAACGCACAAUAUUUUCUUGUAAAUGUAAUAAGCAAAGACAUUUUUUAAAAUUUUUUGGUGGGAGGCUGUUGUAAAUAGCAUUUUAAACAAAGACUCAAGUUAUUCUUAUGCUUA
Molecule: messenger RNA, 1779 nt
Organism: Stegodyphus dumicola
Lineage: Eukaryota; Metazoa; Arthropoda; Arachnida; Araneae; Eresidae
Product: protein Obscurin-like
Biological process (GO): protein phosphorylation
Molecular function (GO): ATP binding; guanyl-nucleotide exchange factor activity; protein kinase activity
Source: RefSeq, a predicted model, not a curated record